Phoenix dactylifera (date palm) is the source of this 1852-nucleotide messenger RNA. RefSeq lists its product as uncharacterized. The record is from RefSeq and is a predicted model, not a curated record. Lineage: Eukaryota; Viridiplantae; Streptophyta; Magnoliopsida; Arecales; Arecaceae. Gene Ontology annotation, molecular function: protein binding.
CACACUAAGCGAAAAGAGCGAGACGAAGCGAGAAGAGAGAGACGAAGCGAGGGAGCUUCUCCCCGGUAGCCAUGGAGUUCGGGCAAACCCUAACCCUAGCUCCAUGCCUUCCCCUCUCUACCCAGUGAGCUAACGUCACGUCUCCCCCGCGUCCCGGCCGUCGGAGUAGAGGUAGAAGGAGGCUGACGUGGGGCGCCGAGAUGGAAAACCACAAGAAGUCGCUGCUGAGGGUCCGGCUCCGGGUGACGGCGAGGAAGCGCGGCACGGAGUCGAGCUCAAGCCUGGGAUCCGCCCGGAAGCUCCGGGAGCGGGACUAUGCCAACUCCGUGAGGAAGCUCCACCACCGCGAGAUCGGUGGGUUACCCCGGAUGGCCCGGGGCACCGCCACCAACUCGCCAGAGAAGUUCCGCAACAUGCAGCUUCAGGAGGAGUUUGAUACCUAUGAUCACAAUAUCCAUUUUUUUCUAAGACUGCAAUUUCUAAAGAAGAGGUCCAAAAUCAUUGAGAUUGUUGCAGCAAAAGAUGUCAUAUUUGCUCUUGCACAAUCGGGCCUCUGUGCUGCUUUUAGUCGGACGACAAACAAACGCAUAUGUUUCUUGAACAUAAGCCCUGAUGAAGUGAUUAGAAGCUUGUUUUAUAAUAAGAAUAAUGAGUCACUUAUCACAGUGUCGGUUUACGCAUCGGACCAUUUCAGUUCCUUGAAGUGCAGGACAACUCCAAUAGAGUAUAUUAGGAGGAAUCAAUUGGAUGCUGGCUAUCCUCUUUUUGAGACUGAGUCACUAAAAUGGCCUGGUUUUGUUGAAUUUGAUGAUGUAAAUGGCAAAGUACUAACUUAUUCAGCUCAGGAUGGCACUUACAAGGUGUUUGACCUGAAGAAUUACUCCUAUUUGUACUCAAUAUGUGAUAAGAAUAUACAGGAGAUCAAAAUAAGUCCGGGAAUCAUGCUGCUAAUAUACCAGAGGACUCCUGGUUAUGUACCACUGACAAUCCUGUCAAUUGAAGAUGGAACAGUGUUGAAAUCUUUCACUCAUCUGUUACACCGCAACAAGAAGGUUGAUUUCAUCGAGCAGUUCAAUGAGAAGCUUUUGGUCAAGCAAGAGAAUGAGAACCUGCAGAUUCUUGAUGUGCGGAAUUCAGAGCUGAUUGAAGUGAGCCGAUCUGAGUUCAUGACUCCCUCAGCAUUCAUCUUCCUCUAUGAGAACCACCUCUUCUUAACGUUCCGGAACAGGACAGUUUCGGUGUGGAAUUUCCGUGGAGAGCUCGUUACUUCCUUUGAAGACCACCUGCUGUGGCAUCCGGACUGUAAUACAAACAACAUUUAUAUCACCAGUGACCAGGACCUGAUCAUCUCCUACUGCAAGGCUGAAGAUGGAAGUGAAGAUGAGGGAGAAGCUCCUCCAGUUGGGUCUAUCAACAUGAGCAACAUCCUUAGCGGAAAGUGCAUUGCCAAAAUAUGCCCGCUUGACCCUGCACUCCAGAUUGCCCCUCGCAAGCGAGGUGCCCCUAAUCGAUCCACCAUCAGGAGCACCAUCAGGGAAGCUUUGGAGGAUGUGACUGCCCUCUUCUAUGAUGAGGACAGGAAUGAGAUCUACACCGGCAACAAGCAAGGUCUCAUUCAUGUCUGGUCCAAUUAGUAGUUAUAUGAACUCUGAUUGUACAUCCAUCGAUACAUCAACUGCAUCUCCCUACCAUGCCAUACUCUGAGAUCUUGUGUAUCACUUGGGGUCUUCUUUCAUCCCCACCAACCGACUAGUUCUGUGGUCUGUAGAUUCAAUAAUGUUAUAUGUAUGAUAAUUAAGCUAAACAACCUUUUCAUUUAGAUUUUAGUUUACAAAUUCUGUUCCUUUCUUUA